Puntigrus tetrazona (Sumatra barb) is the source of this 1644-nucleotide messenger RNA. RefSeq names its product collagen alpha-1(IV) chain-like. The record is from RefSeq and is a predicted model, not a curated record. Gene Ontology annotation, molecular function: extracellular matrix structural constituent. The transcript has 12 exons. Bases 16 to 1644 code for a protein of 542 amino acids. Gene Ontology annotation, cellular component: basement membrane; collagen trimer. Lineage: Eukaryota; Metazoa; Chordata; Actinopteri; Cypriniformes; Cyprinidae.
GUGCACAAAGAACUGAUGAAUUAUGAUUUGUCCGCAAAACAUUUAUACCAUGUAGUGGAGAAACACCUAAAGAUUUUUCUUUUCUUAUUAGGUGAACCGGGCCUACAGGGUCCACCAGGUCAACCUGGGGAGAAAGGCGAAGCAGGGGUAGAUGGCAUUCCUGGAUUUGUAGGAGAGAGAGGAGAACCUGGUAUACCUGGCACAGGUUUUCCAGGAUCCCGUGGAGAAGCUGGCAGCAAAGGUGACAAGGGUAACCCUGGUCUUCCUGGCAUUAACGGGAGUCCAGGCAUUCCUGGAAUCAAAGGUGAGAAGGGUCUGCCUGGAUUCCCAGGGGACCAAGGGCAUCCAGGAGAGAGAGGACUUCCAGGAAUAUCUAUGGAGGGACCUAAAGGGGACCAGGGAGCUCAGGGACAACAAGGACAAAAAGGUGUGAUUGGUGACCCAGGCCCACCUGGUAUACCUGGCAGUGCUGGAGCUAAAGGAGAAAAGGGAGAUGUGGGCUUCCCUGGCCCACAAGGCUCUCAAGGAUAUAAAGGAGAUAAAGGUUUCACUGGUGCCUCUGGUGAGCCUGGAUUGCCUGGCUAUAAUGGACCAAAGGGUGAGAUGGGACCACAGGGUGUUCCUGGGUUCCCUGGUACAAAGGGUGAGCAUGGAGUAAUUGGUCCUAAGGGUGACGGAGGUGACAGAGGAUUCCCAGGUCUUAAAGGUACUGAAGGCCCCCCUGGACCACCUGGGCCUCCCACAUUUAUAAAGGGAGAUCCUGGUCCUCCAGGACCUCAGGGUCCCCAAGGGCUGAUCGGAAUUCAAGGCUACCCUGGACAGAAAGGACAACAGGGUGUGAUGGGACUUCAGGGUUUAAAAGGAUCCGAUGGAACACCUGGCUAUAAUGGACACCCUGGGGCCAAAGGAGAGCCCGGACAAACCGGACCUUCUGGCCCCAGAGGGUACCCUGGACCUCCAGGACCUAGUGGUUUCCCUGGUGGCAUCGGCCCUCCUGGCCCUGCAUCAAUGGACCACGGCUUCCUUGUAACACGCCACAGUCAGAGUAUCGAUAUUCCAGUAUGUCCAGCAGGAACAACGCCGAUCUAUGAUGGAUAUUCACUGCUUUAUGUACAAGGCAACGAGAGGUCACAUGGACAAGACCUAGGCACAGCUGGUAGCUGCCUAAGGAAGUUCAGCCCAAUGCCUUUCCUCUUCUGCAACAUCAACAAUGUAUGUAACUUCGCUUCUCGUAAUGACUAUUCCUACUGGCUUACCUCUCCCGAGCCAAUGCCCAUGAGCAUGGCCCCUGUUACCGGUGAGAGCAUCAAACCCUUUAUCAGCAGAUGUGCAGUUUGUGAGGCUCCUGCAAUGGUGAUAGCUGUGCACAGUCAGACCAUACUGAUCCCACCCUGUCCUCGUGGGUGGGAUUCUCUCUGGAUUGGAUACUCUUUCGUCAUGCACGGAUGGCACCGGCUCUUCUCUGCCUCUACUGCAUGCUGGGAGUUCCCAGCAGCACAUCUGCUGAGAGUGCCACAGAGCUCUCCAUAUUCACAGAACCCAGAACGCCAGAAGCUCAGUGACACUCCACUGCGCUGCGCAUGCCGUUUAUGCCGGCAGAAAGAAGCUGCUUUACACCCUCCGCUCUAUCAGGCUAACAAAUAA